AUGGCUGGGGAAAUCCUGGCUAUGGGUAAUACACCUAAACUCGGCAAUCUGAAACUUGCCCAAUUCGCCGUUUAUGGUCUAAUGGACGCAUUACAAGAUCGAAUCUACGAACGCCAACUAUUGGAAGUGAAUCCCUUCAAGUACGGCCCAUUUGAAAAGCAAGCAAAUGCAUCCUUCCUUGCAAUUCAAUGCCCCACCGAACUUCCAACCAUGGCCAAGCCACCUCUUAACGCACCACCGACGCUAGGCCAAGAUGAAUUCAUCUGGCGAGUCCAUGCGUACCUGGACUCGCAAGGACUUUGUCAUUUCUGCAAAAAACACUGCGGUAACGCCGCAGGAGCAUGCCCCGGCCCAAUCGACCGCUCCCAUAUCAAUAUCCCUGUCAACUUCCAAACGCCAACCAAACCACUGGAUUACGUGGCCCCCCGCGCCUGGAGUAAACCAAUCACUGGUCCCAGACAAUCAUCUCAACCUCCGGCCGGCCGCCCUCCGGCUCGUGCAGCUAGCGUAGCAGGAAUUGCAGAAGUCACACCACUUGAAGCUCGGGUCGCCGGUCUGACUGUGGACGCGGCAAUCAGGGAAGAUGCUCGUCAUUACUGCAAAUUCGACGAUGAAGGCAGUUUCCCAGCCCUUGGCACAGCAGCGGUGGCGGCACUUGAAGAUCUUGAUAGUCAGCUUUUACAAAACGAAAUUGACCAGGCGACCCAGGCUUCUACCGGUUGA
Messenger RNA from Puccinia graminis f. sp. tritici CRL 75-36-700-3, 723 nucleotides. RefSeq lists its product as uncharacterized. The transcript is spliced from 2 exons. The record is from RefSeq and is a predicted model, not a curated record. Lineage: Eukaryota; Fungi; Basidiomycota; Pucciniomycetes; Pucciniales; Pucciniaceae. The coding region runs from base 1 to 723 and encodes 240 amino acids.